AUGUCAGCUUCCGAGGUUGCCCAGUUUUUGGAAAACAUUAUCAUUACUCCGGACCCAACGGUCCGUCUUCAAGCGGAGACGACGUUGAAGAAAUUAUCUAACGAUAAUUUCUUGCAAUUCGCUGGACUUUUGUCUCAGAUCUUGGCCGAUGUGUCCGUUCGUCUUGAAGCUAGAAUUCUAGCAGGUUUGACGUUGAAGAACGAAUUGAUUUCGAAGAACCCAACAAAGGCCCAGCAGUUUGCUCAACGUUGGUCUACGCAAGUCGAUGCAGAGUCUAGACAUCAUAUUAAGCAGUUUGCGUUACAAGCGUUGGUUGAUCCAGAGACUCGUGUUGCCAACGCUUCAGCUCAGUUGAUCGCUGCCAUUGCAGAGAUCGAAUUGCCAUUGAAUCAAUGGCCAGAGUUGAUGAAGAUUAUGGUAGAUAAUACCGCUCAAGAACAACCAGAAAAUGUUAAGAGAGCUUCCUUGUUGACAUUGGGUUAUAUCUGUGAAAGUGCAGACCAAAGUGAUGAAACUUUAAUCAAUCAAUCGAACAACAUUUUGAUCGCUAUCGUUCAAGGUGCACAGUCGAACGAAACUUCUAAGAUUGUCAGACUUACCGCGCUUAAUGCAUUGGCUGACUCGCUUGCAUUCAUUAAGAAUAAUAUGGAACGUGAGGGUGAAAGAAAUUACUUGAUGCAAGUCGUAUGUGAAGCUACCCAGGCUUCGGAUGAAGAUAUUCAAGCGGCCGCAUUUGGUUGUCUUUGUAAAAUCAUGUCACUAUACUAUUUCUACAUGAAACCUUACAUGGAACAAGCUCUAUUCGCUUUGACCGUGGCUACUAUACAAUCAUCCAAUGAAAAGGUGGCAGCAAUGGCCGUUGAAUUUUGGUCUACCAUCUGUGAAGAAGAAAUUGAUAUUGCUUUUGAACUGUCACAGUACUCCAACCCAGGCUUGGAAUCUUACAAUUUUGCUCUAGUAUCCAUCCAAGAAGUGGUGCCAACUCUAUUACAGCUUUUAACAAAGCAAAAUGAAGAUCCGGAUGAUGAUGAUUGGAACGUGGCAAUGUCUGCUGGUGCUUGUUUGCAACUAUUCGCUCAAAACUGUGGUAACUACGUAGUAGAACCUGUCUUGCACUUCGUUGAACAGAACAUCACCAGUGACAAUUGGAGACAACGCGAAGCGGCUGUGAUGGCUUUUGGUUCUAUAUUGGACGGUCCUGACAAAACUCAAUUGACUAGUUUAGUCCAUCAAGCGUUACCACCUAUCCUCAACCUAAUAACGGAUCCAGUUUUGCAAGUGAAGGAAACAGUAGCAUGGUGCAUCGGCAGAAUUGCAGACUCAGUCGUUGCUGCUAUAGAUCCUCAAGACCAUCUUUCUGAUGUUGUAAACGCUUGUUUGAUCGGGUUAAAAGACCAUCCAAAAGUGGCUACCAAUUGUUCUUGGACGAUUAUCAACCUUGUCGAACAAUUAGCUGAUACCCCUUCUUCUCCGAUAUACAAUUAUUAUCCAGUUCUUGUUAGCGCAUUGCUUGAAGCUUCAAACAGGUCAGACAAUGAAUAUAAUGCUAGAGCAUCUGUAUUUUCUGCUUUGACUACUUUAGUAGAGUUCGCUAAUGACCAAGUCGGGGAAACUACUACCUCAAUUUCCACUUUUGUUUUGGAUAAACUUGGACAAACAAUGCAAGUGGAUGAAGCUCAAUUAACAGCUGAAGAUAGACAAAACUUACAUGAAUUACAAUCGAACAUUUUAUCUGUUUUGGCUGCAGUGAUUAGAAAGAACCCACAAUCUGUUAAUCCAGUAGCAGAUAUGUUGAUGGAUCUAUUUAUGAAACUUUUGAGCAAGAAUGAUACAACAUACGUGGAAGAUGAUGUCUUUUACGCUAUUUCUGCUCUAGCAUCUGCGUUGGGUAAAAACUUUGAAAAGUAUUUGGAAAGUUUCUCCCCAUAUUUGGUUAAUGCGUUAAAUCAAGUACAGUCCCAAGUUUCUAUCACUGCCGUCAAUCUAAUUGCUGAUAUCUCUAACUCUUUAGAGGAUGACUUCAAGAAAUUCGCUCCAUCGUUCAUGAGUGUUCUUGGGCAAAUGCUUUCUUCUCCAGAUGCGAAGAAGGAAUUACAACCUGCAGUCCUUUCUGUUUUUGGUGAUAUUGCCACCAACAUUGGAUCAGAUUUUAUACAGUAUUUGUCCCAAGUUAUGUCCGUGUGCGUCAUGGCUCAAAACUAUAAACCGAAUUAUAGCUCUUCUGAUGCCCUCGAUUAUCAAUAUAAAUUAUACGAAUCAAUAUUGGACGCAUACGUAGGAAUAAUAACAGGGCUACACGACCAACCAGAUGCAUUGUUUCCUUACACAGGUUCAAUUUUCCAAUUUAUCAACUUAUUGGCUGAUAAUCCAAGUGUUGCAUUAGAAGAUUCAAUUGCAAGAACAGCAGUCGGUAUAGUGGGUGAUAUUGCUGCCAUGUACCCAGACGGAAGGCUCCAACAAUUCUAUACACAACCAUGGAUGAUUAAGUUUGUAAAGGACGUGAAAACCAAUCAAUCCUUUUCUCAAAACACUAGAGAUACAGCAAGGUGGGCAAGAGAACAACAAAAGUUGCAAUCUAACUUGUGA
Messenger RNA from Kluyveromyces lactis, 2586 nucleotides. It is a transcript of the gene KAP95, whose product is annotated as karyopherin beta. Gene Ontology annotation, biological process: protein import into nucleus. The coding region runs from base 1 to 2586 and encodes 861 amino acids. The transcript has a single exon. Gene Ontology annotation, molecular function: nuclear import signal receptor activity; small GTPase binding. Lineage: Eukaryota; Fungi; Ascomycota; Saccharomycetes; Saccharomycetales; Saccharomycetaceae. The record is from RefSeq and is a predicted model, not a curated record. Gene Ontology annotation, cellular component: cytoplasm; nucleus.